AAAUGCUUCGAGGUGCAUCUUGUUCUUGUGCGUUGUGCGUGACUUUGUUUUGAUUGCAAUUUACCUAUUUAUCAAUUAAAUUUCGCCUUGAUUCUACCUAAUUAAAAUAAAUUUAAAUAUACACCUAUGUCAUUAAUAAAGAAAACUAGAAAUGAUGCCGUUAAAGCUGCAGUUACAUCGUAUUUAGAGCGGCGGAAUUACCCAGAUAUAGAUGUGUUCAACAACAGUACAUCUUUCAGCCAGAGUGCGGAAGAAAUGGCUGUAUCCACCAUAAUUCAAUGUGAAUCAAGCCGAGCCAAUUCUAUUCUUUUCUCCUGUAUCAACAAUGAUCCAGCCCAAUAUGAUGUUCAGUACAACAGACUUGUCAGCUAUGUGAAAGACAUCAAAGUAGAGAAUGUAAAGAAUGAACUUCUCGGCUUACUGAGUCCUUUACUGUGUCACUUGUACCUGGAGAUGCUUCGAGGGGGGCACGGCGGUGCCGCACAGAUGUUCCUGAAGCGACACUCCGCUACUCUACCACAGAAAGACAUGUCAUACCACCAGCCAAUAGAUGGGAACCUCCCGUCAGCCCUCUACAGACCAAACAGUCUAGAACAGUUGUUCAACUCACUACAGAAUGGAACUAUUGAUAAUGAAACUCCAGAGAAAGACUACAUGAAUCAAAUUCUUGACGACAUCGGCUCAAUAUAUACUCUACAGGAAAUUGAAACUAGGCCUUCUAUUGCUGCUUUCAGGUCGUGCAAGUAUGACAUCUCCCUGUCUCAAGAUGCGGUGAACUCUCUGAAGUGCUACCUGGCCAAGCAAGGCCAUGUGCUGAUGAUGCAGGUGCUGCAGACCUGGUUCCACAUCGACAUCAACAACGACACCAAUAAGAAAGACACUAGUGAUGAUGAAGAUGAACAGAUGGAGGAAGAAAUUAAUGUCACAGGGCUCACAAAUUCUGAAGAGAAAAUAACAGACACUAAUGACAUAUUCUCUGCGUGCAACGGCCACACGGAGUACCCGGGCGUGGACAAGGAGCUGCGCGAGCUGCAGGACGCCAUCCGCGGGGUCCGGGAGUCCGUGGCGCCGCUGAAGCUCUACAAGAUCGCCGCUCCGGAUACAUAUCUAGUCUGCGCGAAGACGGACCCCGACUGCAACAUUCUCUGCGGCGGGUUCUACAACUCGGAGCUGCGCCUGUGGGACCUCGGAGAGAACAACGUGAAGCGCAGACAGAACCGGAACAUAUCCGAGAUAGAGCUGGCUUGCAACAUACCGCCUGACCCGGACACUGUGAUUGAUAAUACUUUACACAUAGGCGGCGGCGUGGCGCUCCGGGGUCACUCGGGCCCCGUGCGCUGCGUGAGCGUGCAACCCCGCGCAGGCCUCGUGCUCGCCGCCGCCGCGCACCAGCUGCGGGCCUGGCGCCUGCACGACCACGCCUGCGCAGCUGUAUACAAAGGCCACAACUACCCGAUCUGGUGCAUGGACGUGUCGCCCAGCUCGCUGUUCCUGGCGACGGGCUCGCAGGACCGCACGGCGCGGCUGUGGGCGCUGGACCAGGCCCAUCCUGUGAGGGUGUUCGUGGGACACCUGUCUGACGUCACGUGCGUGAAGUUCCACCCGAACUCGGCGUACUUGGCGACGGGCGGGCUGGACCGCAGCGUGCGGCUGUGGGGCGUGUGCGACGCGCGGCUGGUGCGCGUGCUGUGGGGGCACCGGGGCGCGGUGAGAGCGCUGGCCUUCUCGCCGAGUGGGCAGCAGCUGGCUAGUGCUGGCGACGACAAAAAAAUCAAAGUAUGGGACCUGUCCGCCUGUUCCUGUCUCCACGAGUACCGCCACCACGGCAAGGUGACCGACCUGGACUGGUCCGCCGUGGGCAGGGCCAGCCUCGCCGGUCGCGGGUCAGCCGACGCUGGUGAUGACAACUCGCUGCUGUGCUCCGCUGGCAUGGACGGGAUAGUGAAGAUUGUUUAUGACCAUAAUGCUAAAUCUAAGCCGUCAUCGAGCCAAGAGGUCCAUUCCUACACAUACAACACUAAAUGCUCCUACCUCGUGGAUGUUCAGGUGCACCCAGACUGGGUCGUGGCCAUCGGGGCGAAAAGAUGAACAUCUUCCUCAGUAUUACACUUUAGUUAUAAGUAUCCUACUCAUUUGUAAACUGUAUAUAGUUAGGUUAAUAAAAAUAUCAAAAGAAAGA
This is a messenger RNA of Plutella xylostella (diamondback moth), 2179 nucleotides long. RefSeq names its product will decrease acetylation (gene wda). NCBI's taxonomy places the organism in Eukaryota, Metazoa, Arthropoda, Insecta, Lepidoptera, Plutellidae. Gene Ontology annotation, molecular function: protein binding. The record is from RefSeq and is a predicted model, not a curated record.